GCGCGGCAACGGUUAAAAAUGGCGGUUAGGCGGGGGCGGGAAGAAGAGCUGCGUCGCUGAGCCAGGUUCCAAUCGCCCCCCCCUCCUGGAAGCCGUGAGCUGGAGGUGGUUCGCCAGCCCGCCACCUCCCACACUCCAGGCCCUGCGAGCUGGUUGCCGGACUGGGAAGACAGCGUAACCCGUCCGAUUGAACAAAGGAGGUUGCGGCUGAGGCGCCAGCAGGGCCUCUGCGUAGCAUUAAGAACAUUCCCUAAAAUGGCGGCCGGCGCGCGGGGGCGGGCGGGAGCCGGCGGGCGGGGCGCGGUUGGUCUGGCUUCCGCUCCGGAGGCCCUGGGCGGACGCAAGGUGGGGCUGGAGGAGCCGACUUGUCCCCAUGGCGGCGGUCCGGGAGCCGGGCGAGCCCGGGAAGGGGAAGCCCUUUAAGCUCCUAGGAAUUUUAGAUGUUGAAAACACUCCCUGUGCACGGGAUUCGAUAUUAUAUGGUUCACUGGGAUCUGUUGUGGCUGGACUUGGACAUUUUUUGUUAACUAGUAGAAUUAGAAGAUCAUGUGAUGUUGGAGUAGGAGGAUUUAUCUUGGUGACUUUAGGAUGUUGGUUUCCCUGUAGGUAUAAUUAUGCAAAGCAAAGAAUCCAGGAAAGAAUUGCCAGAGAAGGGAUUAAAAAUCAGAUUUUAUAUGAAAGCACCCACCUUGAUCCUGAAAGAAAACAAAACAGCAGCAGCAGCAGCAAUUGAACAACUAUGAGCAUAGAAAUCCAAAACAUCUCCCUCAAGUCAGUGUGAACACUGGGACCAGCCACAUAAAAUAUUAUGUACAAUAAAAUCAAGUAAAUGAA
Messenger RNA from Sciurus carolinensis (gray squirrel), 834 nucleotides. RefSeq names its product cytochrome c oxidase assembly protein COX20, mitochondrial. Gene Ontology annotation, biological process: mitochondrial respiratory chain complex IV assembly. The record is from RefSeq and is a predicted model, not a curated record. The coding region runs from base 374 to 733 and encodes 119 amino acids. Gene Ontology annotation, cellular component: mitochondrial inner membrane; mitochondrion. The transcript is spliced from 4 exons. NCBI's taxonomy places the organism in Eukaryota, Metazoa, Chordata, Mammalia, Rodentia, Sciuridae.